CAGCCGCGACCAGCGAAUUGAGGAAACCUAUUAUUUAUUUUGCAAUUUUUAAACGUUUACAAUGUCUCCAACGAACGAACCCGUGAAAAAGCCGAACCCUAAAAUUAAAGAUUACCACGAGGGGAUCCCUUACCACCUUGUACCUAAAGGUAGUAAGGCAGGAUGCUACCAAUUACACACGCCUUACGAUUGUCGUCUAAAAUUCCCAUUGACGAAAAAACUUAUACAUAAAUGCGAGCGUCCAGCAGUCGAAGUAGCACGUAUUCAACAGCACGGCUUAGGUUUGAGGAACCUCGUAAUACCUAGAAAAGGGCCUAACUACUAUCCGGCUGUGAUGCACAAGUCGGAAUAUGAAAGACUUAAGAUGCAGGCUAAGAUAGUAACCCAAGAGGAAAUAUUGGCAGGAAUGCACGCACAGGAAGCAGCUAUUCAGAAAGCAGCAAAAGAAUCAGAAGCUCGCAAGCAAUUGCUGAAAGAAAAGCUGAAACAGCAGCCUGGGGCUGAAGCAGCUUCUGGAACUGCAGAUCCCGAGCUGGAGGGCCCUGACCAAGCUGGUCAUACCAUUACCAGAGCUGAGAUGCUUAAAGCUGAUCAGAUGGUUGGUCCACGUCUCUGCAACGCUAUUAUCCUGGCUUCAAAGUGUCAUGCUAUCCGAGAUGCGCAGAUCAACGAGAAGCAACUCAUCAAGAAAGAAUUAGAUGAGGAAGAAAAAAGACUGGACGCAAUAAUGGAAGAGAAUCGGCAAUCAGCUGUAAAACGAGCCGAGACUGAAGAAGAGAGACGCCACCAGUUGCGGUUAGAGAACCUCGCCGCCUUGAAGGAGCAAAUUUUUGCACAUGAAACUGCUAAAAUAAUGGAAGCCGAACGCAUAGAAGAAGAAAGCAUUCGGGUGAAUCAGGGUAACAUCGCGAUGCAGAUAGAUGAAGCUAUGAAGCUUAAAGAAAAGCAUGCGCGACAGGCGAAACUUAAAGAAAUGCUUGAUCAAGGAAACGCCGAACUCAUGUAUUUCAAACAACUGCAACAAGAAGAAGAACGCAUUAUGAACUUGCGCAUAGACAACUUUAUAAAGGCCAAAUAUGAGCGCGACAUGAAGAAUUUGGCAGAGGCCAUGUCCGUCAAGGCUGCUAAGCAGAAGGGCAUCGAUCAUAUUGCUAAAGCUCAAAAGGCAGAGAAGGAUCUGAAAGAAGAGCUGGAACGUAUUAGAAAUUUGAAGAUCCAGGAGGAUGUGGAGCGCGAAUAUCGGCGCAAGGAGCGUGAUGCAGCGAUCAAAAAGAACCGAGACUUGAAGGAUUUACAUAAGGCCAGAGUUGCGCAGAUCAACGAUAUACACAGAAUGAUAGCCAGAGAGAUCGCCAAAGAUGAGCAGAUGUUCAAUAACGCGGCUCGCCAGAACGAAGAGUUUUUGCGUAAGGAGAAAGAGUUGGAGAACAAACGCAAAGCGCGUGUAGAGAAACACCGUCAGGAAAUAAUGAAACAGAUCAAUGACAAAGAAAGAACCAGGCAGGAGAUCAGAGACAGAGUUCACAACGAAGGCGUCGCAAUUAGAAUGGAACAGGAGCAGUCCGACAAGUAUGAGGAGAAGAUUAUUAAAGCCAAGGUGGCAACAAUGAGGCAACAGAAAAUACCGGAGAAGUAUGUUAAGGAAGUUGAACAAACACUCCACAAGCACGGAUACAAGUGAUUUGUGCAACAAAUUAAAAGUAAAUUGUGUAGAAAUAGUUUAUAGUUUUUU
Messenger RNA from Hyposmocoma kahamanoa, 1732 nucleotides. Its product is annotated as cilia- and flagella-associated protein 45-like. NCBI's taxonomy places the organism in Eukaryota, Metazoa, Arthropoda, Insecta, Lepidoptera, Cosmopterigidae. The transcript has 11 exons. The coding region runs from base 62 to 1681 and encodes 539 amino acids. The record is from RefSeq and is a predicted model, not a curated record.